Messenger RNA from Botrytis fragariae, 960 nucleotides. RefSeq lists its product as uncharacterized. The transcript has a single exon. NCBI's taxonomy places the organism in Eukaryota, Fungi, Ascomycota, Leotiomycetes, Helotiales, Sclerotiniaceae. The record is from RefSeq and is a predicted model, not a curated record. Bases 1 to 960 code for a protein of 319 amino acids.
AUGUUUGGCUUUACUACUACAAUCACAUUGGCUAUUCUCUGCCUAGCCAAACCAUCACUUUCGAGACCUGUCCCUAGAAAUGAGAAAGGAGAACUUAGUAAGAUCUCGUCAUAUCCAUCUAGUGAUCAGAAUACUAAUGCUUUACUAGUUGAUAUCAAUAUUCAACUCAUACCAGGACUAGACAUAGGAGUAACUGUUGGUUGUGGUGAUAAUAUUGUGGAUGUGAACUUCAACUUCAUGCAUUUGCCCUUAAUUCCUUGUACGAACACCCAGAAAUCGAUUUCAACAACCGGUGUGAAGUUGCCGUUGAUAGGCAGAAAUAUGAAAAGCAAACCCAUGGACUUGCCAACUUUGCCAAAUUCUACUGGACGUGUAAAGGCCACAGAUUCGUCUAUCCGAAGUUUGCCCAAUACCUCAGCGUCAACAUCAAUUAGCACAUCACAAUUCAUCGGUUCUAUAGCAGCUAUAGAUUUGUUAAUUACCAAGUCUUCUAUCGUCAGCACAACUACAUCCAUCAAGAUCGACUCAAGACGGCUCCACACACAUCAUCGUACAUUGGCAGCCAAUCUCCCACCUACCAUAUUCAUAGAAUCUAUUCCUACCUCGACGAAUUCACCCAAGAUAAAACAUACUCAUCACCGGCUAACGAAAACUUCCAAUGUCAUACAGUAUACAUCUGCACAUCCUCAUCCCUUACCAGCUCAGAUCCUAAUCAAGAGAUUGGGAACAACAGCAAAGUCAUUGACAAUCGACUCGCACACAGCUAAACCAAUAUCCGCCCAGAUCUCACCUCCGCAAACGAGAUUUUCCACAAUACCAGUCAACUCUAUAUCGGGAGAAAAGACUACCUUGAUAACAAAAGCCACAAAAAGCUCAUCGAUAAGAAGGGCUACUUGGCAUCCGCCCGCGGAGACUUUAUAUCCUCCUGUGGCUGAGCGUGAACUACCAAAUAAAGGUUAG